Messenger RNA from Bicyclus anynana (squinting bush brown), 1430 nucleotides. RefSeq names its product band 7 protein AGAP004871. The transcript is spliced from 8 exons. Gene Ontology annotation, cellular component: plasma membrane. The coding region runs from base 418 to 1338 and encodes 306 amino acids. Lineage: Eukaryota; Metazoa; Arthropoda; Insecta; Lepidoptera; Nymphalidae. The record is from RefSeq and is a predicted model, not a curated record.
AACGUGUAACCAUAACAUAAUAUCAAGCCGUCGAUUGCUCGUUUAACAAACAAACGUAGGUGUGCUUAGAUCUCUUCCAAUACACUUUGAAUUCAGGUUAAUUUUUCGCGUUCAUGUUGUGCGCCAAUAAAGAACAGACGCUCUAAUAUUAGUAAAGUUAUUAUCUAAACAUGGCAGCAUGAGGAGCGCUGUGGCUGUAACACCGGCGAACGCUUCACGAGCACUUUUCUUGGAGCAUCCCGGUCCAGAGUGCGCCCGUUCGCUCGACAUGGAAAGUGCGUUAUUUAUCUAUUUAUUUUCACCGUCAACCUGACCGGUAUCCACCGUAGUACCAAUAUAGACACCGGUUAGAUCACACAGCGGACACUUACAUUGAUUGAUGCGAGCGCGCGUCCGAGCACCGAACCCCCGUCCCACAUGGAUUUCGGUUGCCACGACAAGGAUUCGGGCGAAGUGGAGUGCUACUUUGAAAUACAUUGUGAUACGGGCACGACUUGCGCUAUCACGAUACAAAUGCCAAGUCCUGAAGCCGUUGGAUGCGUCGAGAAAUGUGCCACAUUUUUUUCCUUCCUACUCAUUAUUGUCACCUUUCCGUUUUCACUGUUCGAAUGUUUUAAGGUGGUGCAAGAAUUCGAGCGUGCUGUGAUAUUUCGUCUUGGCCGCCUAAGGAAAGGCGGUGUCCGGGGUCCGGGACUUUUCUUUGUAUUGCCAUGCAUCGAUACGUAUAGGAAAGUGGAUCUAAGAACAGUGUCCUUCGAUGUACCACCGCAGGAGGUGCUUACAAGAGAUUCCGUUACAGUAGCAGUAGACGCCGUCGUCUACUACAGAAUAAAAGAACCAUUGAACGCCGUUAUCAGAGUUGCUGAUUACAGCGCAUCUACCCGCCUCCUGGCAGCUACGACAUUACGCAACGUGCUGGGUAUGCGAGACUUGGCCCAGUUGCUCUCCGACCGGGAAGCCAUCAGCCACAUGAUGCAGACCAACCUGGACGUAGCCACUGACCCUUGGGGAGUAGAGGUGGAGAGAGUAGAGAUUAAAGACGUUAGAUUACCAGUUCAGUUGCAAAGAGCAAUGGCUGCAGAGGCUGAGGCAGAUAGGGAGGCACGUGCUAAGAUCAUCGCCGCUGAAGGUGAAAUAAAGGCCUCAAAGGCUCUAAGGGAAGCUUCACUUGUUAUGAUCGACAACCCUACUGCCCUACAAUUAAGGUACCUGCAAUCCCUGAACACGAUAUCAGCAGAAAAGAACUCCACUAUCAUCUUCCCGUUUCCAAUGGACUUCCUCAAGACUUUCCUCACUGGAGCGGGCUCCAGUAUACCACCGCCUGAUUUUCAGAAUUAAAUAUUCAAACACAAAAAGAAAUAUGUUUCAUUUACGGUUUUUGGUUUCAUGAGUAUUUAUACAAAUAAAUUAAAUUGAAGUGUAUAUUUGUA